Molecule: messenger RNA, 2406 nt
Organism: Acanthochromis polyacanthus (spiny chromis)
Lineage: Eukaryota; Metazoa; Chordata; Actinopteri; Pomacentridae
Gene: frrs1a
Product: ferric-chelate reductase 1a
Exons: 16
Coding region: 215-2029 (604 amino acids)
Molecular function (GO): oxidoreductase activity, acting on metal ions
Source: RefSeq, a predicted model, not a curated record
CAUUUAUUAUAAACAGUUGAUAUUUUAUGACAGUUACUUUAAACAACUUCUAUUUUAUGACAUUUAUUAUAAACAGUUGAUAUUUUAUGACAGUUACUUUAAACAACUUCUAUUUUAUGACAUUUAUUAUAAACAGUUAAUAUUUUAUGACAGUUACUUUAAACUGCUUGAACUCCAUCACUUCUGUUCUUUCAGACAACCUGGACACCAGCUGAUGCUUCGUCUGCAGAUGUCUCCUGUGGGUUUGUGCUUUCUCCUCUUCUUCUCUGUCCUGGUGAGUCACUGGGAACCAGGAUGUUGCUAUGCCAACGGUAAGGUCACCAGAGCGUGUGGCAGCAUGAAGCCUCAUCAUGGUGGAGCCUCUGGUCAGACGACAAAGAGUCCAUACCAGCUCCAGACCAACACCUCCACCUUCAGCCCUGGAGAUCAGAUCAAAGUGGUCCUCUCUGGAGCAUCGUACUUUGAGGGUUUCCUGCUUCAGGCCAGAGAUGCAGCCCGACCAGAAUCACACUCAGCGAUCGGCAGCUUCACUCCGACCGAUCCAGACAGGACACAGCUGCUCACCUGUAACAGCCAACAGGGUUCAGCGGUGAGUCACACAAGCGAUGCCAGACAGACGGAAGUGGUCGUCUUCUGGACCGCUCCUCGAGAUCCUCCAAAAGAGGUUCAGUUUUUUGUGACUGUCGUUGCCCACUACAAGGUGUUCUGGCUGAAGGUACCUGGACCAAUCAUCUACCAGCACGGUGCCACUCCUCACCCCCAUCAGACCACCACUACACGUCCUACAGUUCCACCGACUCCGCCCUCCAUCCUGCCUGGACCUUUCACCUCUGAGGGCUGCGGCCAAUCAAAAUCCUGCCUGAUGGACCCUCCAGGAUGUGAUCCAGAGGAAGACCCUCACUGCUUCUUCAUGUCCAUGUCCACAGAGGGCGCAGACAAAACGUCUGUGACAUUCGAGCUGAGUGGUCCGGCAGAGGGAUACGUUUCCUUUGCUCUGUCAUGGGAUACGUGGAUGGGCAACGAUGACGUGUAUUUGUGUAUAAAAGAGGAGGACAGAGUUUCAGUGAGCGCGGCCUUCGUCAGCGGACGGACGUAUCCCGAGGACCAAUCACAGUCUGCUCUGUCCUCGGUGUCGUGGCGACUGGCUGAUGGAUCGAUCCAGUGCAGCUUCAGUCGACCAGUCAAACUGUACAAUCAGGAACGCUUCGAUCUAGACCAGGAAUACUUCCUGUUUCUAGCCAGUGGACACGCUCAGUACGGUGAAAUAAGAAAACACCACCGUCAGCCGCUGAUCUCUAGAGGCAGAAAACUCAUCACCGGUCCUCCUCAAGUCCUCAAAGGAUCCCGGAGUCCAACCAUUAUGAAAAUACAUGGUACGCUAAUGCUGUUAGCUUGGAUGCUAACAGGAAGCGUUGGUACCUUCAUUGCCAGCUUCUACAAACCUCACUGGCCAAAUCAGACUCUGUUCGGCCAGAAAGUUUGGUUCCAGGCUCAUCGAGGCCUGAUGAUGCUAACUGUGAUCCUGACUGUUGUAGCUUUCUGCCUCCCGUUUGUCUACAGGAAAGGUUGGAGUACGGACGCAGGUGUCCAUCCCUACCUGGGCUGCUGUGUUCUGGUGUUAUCUCUGAUCCAGCCAAUAGCAGCCAUGCACAGACCACCACCUGACUCCAACAGGAGGUUUAUCUUUAAAUGGACUCACUCGAGCGUUGCAGUCAUUACGGAGGGCCUGGCAGUGGCGGCCAUGUUCCUGGGAGUGAUUCAGACAUCGUUAACGCUCCCGUCUCCGUGGGCUACACACGUUCUGAUUGGCUAUGUGGUCUGGGUGGCGUCGUUAAGGGUCGCCCUCGCGUGGCACACUCACUACUACGUCAGAAAAUCGUUGGGAUCAGAUGAACAACAGGCCGUUCUUCCUAAACAAAUACUGCAGAGUCACUGGGUGUCCAUCACAAAGUCUCUCAUCCUGGUUGCGCUGGCUUUAGUAAACUGUGCUCUCGUAACAGCUCUGUUGUCUUCCAUCGCUGACAUUUGACAUUUAUUACAAAAGAAACUGAAAUAAGUUUAGAGAGGAGCAAUGUUUCAAGUUCAUUAAAGCUUAAUAACAUAAAUGCACAUGCUGUUUUAUUUUUUAAUCUGAUAUCUAUUUCAUCAUAUGUUUCCUUAUUGGUCAUAUAUAGAUUUAUUUUACUUUACAUAUGGUGUUUACUCCCAUAAACUGUUAAAUAGACGCUAUUUUCAGUGAUUAUUAAUGUUUAAUGGUAAAACUUCUAGGCCCUUUUUAUUGAAUAAUUCAUGAAAGAAAACAUUUAUAUCAGCAAAAUGGUGUGCUACACAUGCUUUUUCUUGCUUGUCAUUUAUUUUUUUGUCUCAAUUCUCGUAUAGUUGUAAAAAUAAAAUAAAUAAGCUUCA